AUGGGUGUCUACAUAGACCGUUUUGUUAAAUACCCUUUAGGUAUUUUAGAGUAUGUUCCCGUCAGAGUUGGUAAAUUUUUUAUCCGUGUUGAUUUUGUUGUGUUAGACAUGGUUGAGUAUACACAAAUUUCCAUUAUAUUAGGUAGGCCUUUAUUCCAUACUGCAAGAGCCAUAAUUGAUGUUAAAAAUGGAAAACUAACCCUUUCUGUAGGAGACGAUAAUAUCACUUUUAAUUUAGGGAAAGUUUUAAAAGGACCUAUGCUAGAAGAAAUUUGUUGUCUAAUAGAUGUCAUUGAUAUAAUGGAUGAUAUUUGUGAAGAAAGAUUACCACAGGUUCUUGCAAGGGAUCCCUUAGAGGAAGUUCUUUGUGGAGAUUUAUCUGCAGAAGAGCUUGAUACUAAAGAGACCUUGAAGGUAGUGAAAUUAGUCCAUGAAUCAAAACUUGCAGAGGUUAAGAAACCUGAACUAAAACCUCUCCCUUCUCAUUUGAAAUAUGUUUUUCUUGAUGAGCAGGAACUAUACCCUGUGAUCAUUAAUACCACACUUGAUGACCCACAAACUUCCCAACUUCUAGAGGUUCUUCGAACCAACAAAAGGGCAAUUAGGUACAGUAUUAAUAAUCUCAAGGGUAUUAGCCCUGAUUUUUGUAUGCACAUGAUACAUCUAGAGGACAACUACAAGCCAUGUGUUCAACCCCGAAGGAGGUUGAAUCCUAAUAUGCAGGAAGUAGACAAGAAAGAGGUGAUGAAAUUACUUGAUGCAGAGUCAAUAAUGGAAUUCUUUAUGGAUGAUUUUAGUGUGUAUGGGUCUUCAUUUGAUGCAUGCCUAGUAAAUCUCGCUAAAAUGUUGAAAAGAUGUGAAGAAUGCAACUUGGUUCUAAAUUGGGAGAAGUAUAGCUUUAUGGUGACAGAGGGAGUAGUUCUUGGUCAUAUUGUAUCUAAUAAGGGUAUACAAGUAGACAAAGCUAAGAUUUAUGUGAUUGAGCAAUUGCCUCCUCUUGUUAAUGUUAAGGGGGUUAGAAGUUUCUUUGGUCAUGCGGGGUUAAAGCAGACAUUGAUAUCGGCACCCAUCGUAUGUGCACCAGAUUGGACUCUUCCUUUCGAAAUCAUGUGUGAUGCAAGUGAUUUUGCAUUAGGUGUCGUGCUAGGACAGAGAAAGAACAAAGUUUUACAUGCUUUGAAGUACUUAAUAGCCAAGGCAGAAUCAAAGCCUAGGCUACUCCGUUGGGUUCUCUUGCUCCAGGAUUUUGAUGUGGAAAUAAAGGAUAAGAAAGGUGCAGAGAACGUUGUGGCCGAUCACGUGUCACGUAUUAGGUAUGAUGAGGGUAAGGAUUCUCUUCCUAUAGAUGACUCUUUCCCUGAUGACCACUUGUAUGCAGUUGUAAAGCAACACCCCUGGUGUGUUCCCGAAUGGGAAGUUCACAGCAUUCUUACUAGUUACCACACCUUACCUUACGGAGGGCAUCAUGGCCCAACCAAAAUGAGGACUGACAACAUUUCGUGGCGGCAUAAGAUGCCUCAAACUGGAAUUUUGGAAGUUAAAAUCUUUUAUGUUUGGGGUGUGGAUUACAUGGGACCGUUUCUCACCAUUGACUAUGUAUCCAAGUGGGUUGAGGCCAUUGCCACUCCUAACAAUGAUGCAAAGGUGGUCCAUAAACUAUUUAGGAAGACCAUCUUUCCAAGAUUUGGAGCACCUAGAGCUAUAAUCAGUGAUGGAGGAUCUCGCUUUCAUGAGCGGAAGUUAGAUACCCUUCUCAAGAAGUAUUAUAAGGUGGUAGAAAAAUCGAGGAAAGAUUGGAGUGAUAAGUUGGAUGACACCCUUUGGGAAUACAAAACUCCUUUUAAGACCCUAAUAGGUACUACUCCGUAUAGACUUGUGUAUGGAAAAGCAUGUCACCUCCCGGUGGAAUUAGAAUACAAGGCAUAUCGGGCUAUUAAGGAGCUCAAUUUGGAUGCUAAGCUAGCGAGAGAAAAGAGGUUACUUCAACUUAACAUACUUGAUGAGUUUAGGUUGACGGCCUAUGAUAGUGCACGUGUCUACAAGGAGGAGACUAAGAGAUGGCACGACAAGAUGAUCCUUCCGAGAGAGUUCGAAGAGGGUGACAAGGUUUUGUUGUUCAACUCAAGACUUAAACUUUUUCCAGGAAAGUUAAAGUCAAGGUGGUCGGGUCCUUUUACUGUUAAAAGGGCUAAUAAAUUUGGUUUUGUGGAAUUAAUCGAUGAGCAUGGUAAUGAGUUCAAGAUGGGUAGCCGUAACAAUGAUGACAAUAAUUCUUUACCUCCAACAAUGAAAACAAGGCUUAAUUUUCUCAACUUCAACGAUUGGGAAAGCAAACUUAGAACUGUUCUAAGGAACAAAAAUCUUGAAUUUUGUUUAUACUUACCAAUCGAGGGCAGAUUUAGUCCAGGCAUGACUCUUGAGAAGCAUUUGAGAAAUGUUUCAGAUUGUGAGAGAAUUGCGCAUAUGAUGUUGUCUUCUAUUCCAGAAAAUUGGGCUAGAAGAUUCAUGAACUAUGAACCUUAUCUCUUAUUCAAGUGCUUACGUGAUGUUUGCUAUGGAAUUCUGAAUUCCCAUGUUGAUGGAGAAAUGUAUGAAAACGUUAAGGAAAUCAUUAAUAUGGUUCCCAAGAAUGACGACUCCUGGACUGGAAGUAUUAGGUUUGAAACCUACAAGCUCAAUGGCGAGAUAAUUCCUAGAAAAUUCUUGCCAGGCCAGUUAGUACAGAUUCAUGUGGAUACAGUGGUUGAAUUAUUUGACCGCAUGAGUAUGUUAAAGAGACCUUAUGAAGAUCAUCAGGUUCAUGACAUAAUUCUGCAUUCUCUACAUGAUGGUUUUGACCUCGAGAAACUUUGUCAAGAUGAUGAAGAUUCUGCAAUCAAACUAGUUGAUUUACUCAAGAAUCAUGCAGAGGAUUACCUGAAAAGAGAAUAA
Molecule: messenger RNA, 2931 nt
Organism: Chenopodium quinoa (quinoa)
Lineage: Eukaryota; Viridiplantae; Streptophyta; Magnoliopsida; Caryophyllales; Amaranthaceae
Exons: 9
Coding region: 1-2931 (976 amino acids)
Molecular function (GO): nucleic acid binding
Source: RefSeq, a predicted model, not a curated record